Molecule: messenger RNA, 2966 nt
Organism: Sardina pilchardus (European sardine)
Lineage: Eukaryota; Metazoa; Chordata; Actinopteri; Clupeiformes; Clupeidae
Product: guanylate cyclase soluble subunit beta-2-like
Exons: 17
Coding region: 136-2436 (766 amino acids)
Biological process (GO): cGMP biosynthetic process; response to oxygen levels
Cellular component (GO): guanylate cyclase complex, soluble
Molecular function (GO): guanylate cyclase activity; heme binding
Source: RefSeq, a predicted model, not a curated record
CGACAACAUACCGCAGAUCUUUCAGGAUAUAGGCAUAUUUUUUGUGGAAAGGUAACCAUUGACGAAGCUUCAAGAAAAUAAAAUUGAAAAUAUGUCAAGUUUAUGAAGAAGGCUUUAUAAGGUAAAGGAAAAACAAUGUAUGGAUUUAUCAACACGUGUCUGAAGUCCCUUGUGAUAGAAAAGUUUGGAGAGGACACUUGGGACAAACUCAGGAAUGAGGCUGGUGUUCAGGACACCUUCAUGACGUAUGAGGUGUACAAGGAUGACAUAACGAUGAAAUUAGUCUCUGAGGCCUGCAAACUACUUGAUGUGAAAGCAGACAUUGUGCUGAGACAAUUUGGCGAGUACUUCUUUGAGUUCUGUAAGAGGUCUGGAUAUGACCAUAUGUUGCGGACCCUGGGAGGGAACCUUUUUGACUUCAUUGAGAAUUUGGAUGCUCUCCACGGCUACCUGUCCCUCUCCUACAAGGAGAUGAAUGCACCAUCAUUUCGAGUGGAAAAGAACAAAGAUGGCUCUAUGCUUCUGCAUUACUACUCUGACCGUAGGGGCCUUUGCCACAUUGUCCCUGGUAUAAUUGGGGCAGUGGCGAGAGAUUUUUUCAACAGCACAAUAACAAUGGAGAUAGUGGACCAGACGGAGGAGGCGGACAGGACAGCUAAAAAGGAGCAUGUAGUCUUCCUCGUCACGCAGAGAGUGGCAGUGCCCGAGAGACGUGGCGUAGAUGAUGCCCCCUUGCCCACUACCCAACACCUAGCCGAAACCCUCACACGCGAAGCCACAUACUUGGGGAAAGAGAAGAAGCAUCAGACUCUUUGCCCCUUCAGGAGGAACCACUGGGAGAUGGUCAGAGGUUUAGUGCGUCUUGGAAAAGGGAAACUCCUGAGAGGUUUUGAGCCAGUGUAUCCUGACCAGCUCUGCAUUGACCUGAAGGCGUUCUGCAGUGCCUUCCCUUUCCACAUAGUGUUUGAUGAGGAGCUGGAGGUGAGGCAGGCUGGCGUGACCAUCCAGAGGAUCGUCCCGGGCCUGCAGACCAUGGGCAUCCGACUGGACCUCUACUUCCGCAUCGUCCACCCAGGGGUUCCCUUCACCAUCCCCAGCAUCCGCACGUUCAUCAACAGCCACUUUGUACUGCAGACGCGCAGGGACAUGAUGCCAGAGUGCUGGACGAACAGACCAAUGCUGGAGCUUAGAGGCCAGAUGCUGUGGAUGCCGUCACUGCAGUGCAUGCUGUACCUGGCCUCGCCGCUGCUGCGUAGCCUGCAGGAGCUGGAGGAGCGCAGCAUGCACCUGUCGGACAUCGCGCCGCACGACGCCACGCGCGACCUCAUCCUGCUCAACCAGCAGCGCCUGGCCGAGAUGGAGCUGUCCAGCCAGCUGGAGCGCAAGAAGGAGCAGCUGCGCCUCCUCUCGCAGCACCUGGAGGAGGAGCGCCGCAAGACAGAGGCGCUGCUCUACGCCAUGCUGCCCAAACACGUGGCCAACCAGCUCAAGGAGGGCAACAGAGUGGAGGCAGGUGAAUUUAAAGAGUGCACCAUCCUCUUCAGCGACGUGGUCACCUUCACCAACAUCUGCUCCGAGUGUGAGCCCAUUCAGAUCGUCCACAUGCUCAACUCCAUGUACCUCAAGUUCGACCGGCUCACCACAGUACACAACGUUUACAAGGUGGAGACGAUUGGAGAUGCUUACAUGGUGGUUGGCGGCGUCCCCAUCCCUGCCUCCACCCAUGCAGAGCAGGUGGCCAACUUCGCCCUGGGCAUGGUCAUAGCAGCUAAGUGUGUCACCAACCCCAUCACCGGACAGCCCAUCCAGAUCCGGGUGGGGUUGCACAGCGGUCCCGUGCUGGCGGGGGUGGUGGGGGAGAAGAUGCCCCGUUACUGCCUGUUUGGGGACACCGUCAACACCGCCUCACGCAUGGAGAGCCACGGACUGCCAGACAAGAUACACCUGAGCCCCACAGUAUACCAGGCUCUGAGGCAUAAGGGCUUUGAGACCCAGGAGCGGGGGGAGAUCGAGGUCAAGGGGAAGGGGAGGAUGCGCACCUACUUCCUGGAGAGGAACCUCACGGCCACCGAGGGUCAGAUCAUGGGCCGCCGCCGCACCACCACUGAGACCAACACAGUCCCUCAGAGGCAGUGGAUUGACGACUGCCAGACAGCUGUGCCCAUGCAGUAUGGAGAGAGCCCUGCUGAGACACAGACUCCUCAGGACAAGGAGGCAGCACCCAGAGAGAAGAGCCUCUCAGGUAAGACGCGGGACUCUGAGAGCUACGGCAGCCUGCACAGCGAGGGUCUCUCUGAGGACCAGAGUCCAGCGCAGGCGGCAGAGGACAAGAUGAGCCGGUCCCCCUCAGCACGGGUCGAGCCCACACAGCCAACCCGCUCAGCGACCCACCGGAACCGGAGAGGCCCUCGAACUGCCUUCUGCACCCUGCUGUGAACAAUCCGGGCCAUUUGGCAGCCGUGGGCGCCAGAGCUGCCAGAACAGGAGACUGGAGACUGGAGAGGCCACUCGGGGUCACCUCUAACAUGGCUUCUCUCCGUGAAACAGAAGCUGACGAGGCUACACUCAGAGGAGACAGGACUCCAGAUCACCCCGAGAUUAGAGACAGAUCCACCCUACAGCCCGCCGCACCUCACAGCUGACGUCUCCGAUGGGAUUUGGGAUCAGUUUGAUGUUUUGGAAGUUCAUCACAUGGCUGAUUUCCGUUACAAAAAAGAGCUAAAGGAAUCUUACAGUAUUUUGAGACAAGACAUUAUAGUAAUCUUACAGCAAUGCUAUAUAUUAUAGUAAUCAUAUCAGUAGUAUAUUGGGACAUGUUGGAACAGUACAAUAACACUGCAUACUAUAGAGGAUAACGAUAUUAUAGAGGUAUUACUGAACAUCAUAGAAGUAUACCAAAGAAAUACUACAAAUCUUUGUAGUACUAUGUAGCAUUGCUGUUGUUCUUUUCCAUCACUGUAAAUGUC